AUGAGUGAGUUCAAAAGGGUAAAAACAUCGGAAGAGAUACUGGAGUUUUUAGAUAAUGUAGACGUGAGUGAUGAUGAACCCACUAAUAUCAUUAUAAUUCUCCCAGAUGUUGAUUGUCUCACUGAUGAAGAAAAUGUAGACGAUAAUGCAAUUGUAAUAAAUGACGAUACAAAUGUACUCAGUAGUGACAUAUGUGAUACAUUUGAAAUUUUAAAUCAUAAUUUUGAAAUAGCUGGAACUUCAAAUGUAGACUCACAACCGCCAGAAAAUCCUAAAAUGGUCCCAUACUUUGGUCGGCAUUCUUGUAAAAUGGUUACUUAUUUCAGUUUUCACCUUAUGGUGGUGCUAGUAGGUACCAAACGAAUAGAAGGUUCGCCAUUAGGCUCAGAAGUUGUAUUCAAUCUUUUGGAGUCUGUUGAAAAUCCAAACUUGCAUAAAGUAUUUUUCGACAUUUUUUUUACUAGUUAUUCUCUAACGGCUAUGCUAAAAGAAAAAGGAUUCUUUGCGACAGGCACUGUGAGAGAAAAUCGCAUUGGUAAUUGUAAAUUAAAAUCUGUCAAACUGUUGGGAAAAGAAUGUAAAGGAAUAUUUGACUUUGCUUUUAAAAUAAAAAAUGAAAUUUGCGCAGUUCGUUGGAAUGACAAUUCAGUUGUGACGAAAAGAAAAAAAACUGUCAAUGUCCAGCAACCCAACGUAAUUCAGGAUUACAAUAAAAACAUGGGUGGCGUUAAUCUGCAUGAUAAUGCUAUAGAAAAUUACAGGAUUAGAGUCAAAGGGAAAAAUGGUGGUGGCCAUUUUUUAGCAACGCAAUCAAAACUUGUUUUGAGUUUGUUAAAAUCAUCAUCUGAUAAAUCAAAUGAAGUAACUAUCAAUGAGUCUGCAGUAUCCAUUACCAACACAAAUUUGGGUCAACCUUCGAAAAAUGCUCUACCUACAGCUAUAAGAAAGUACGAUAUUGGUCAUCUCAUUAUUCGAAAAAAUGUAAGAAGAAGAUGUCGCAAUUGUCAAUCACAAACAAUUUAUUUAUGUAUAAAGUGCAAUGUUUUUCUACAUCCAGAUUGUUUUCAAGAAUUCCAUGAAAAGUAA
Messenger RNA from Aphis gossypii (cotton aphid), 1086 nucleotides. RefSeq names its product piggyBac transposable element-derived protein 3-like. The record is from RefSeq and is a predicted model, not a curated record. Bases 1 to 1086 code for a protein of 361 amino acids. Lineage: Eukaryota; Metazoa; Arthropoda; Insecta; Hemiptera; Aphididae. The transcript is spliced from 4 exons.